UAAGAUUUGGAGAGCAGGUAAGACAACUAGUGAACGACUUUCUAGUCACGUUUGCUGCUGUGUGAAUGGGACGGAAAGAUUAGCUUUAUUUUAACAUCUGGCAGCUGAAAUUCUGUGCAGUUGAUUGACUCUCCGUCACACGAUAUGGCGAACGUUGCCCGAUCAGCUCCAGGUGGAUCAGCGCAAGCAGGGAAAAUCUUCCAGUUCAAAUUGGUCCUCUUGGGUGAAGCCGCGGUGGGCAAGAGCAGUUUAGUGCUCAGAUUCGUUAAGGGCCAUUUCCAUGAGUAUCAGGAAAGCACGAUCGGUGCGGCGUUUCUCACACAGACCGUGUGUCUGGACGAGACGACUGUGAAGUUCGAGAUAUGGGACACAGCGGGACAGGAGCGCUAUCACAGUCUGGCACCCAUGUAUUACCGUGGCGCCCAGGCCGCCAUCAUCGUCUACGACAUAACGAAUCAUGAAUCUUUCAACAAAGCCAAGGCCUGGGUCCGGGAGUUGCAGCGUCAGGCCAAUCCCAACAUCGUCAUCGCUCUGGCGGGCAACAAGGCCGAUCUGGCCAGUAAGCGGAUGGUGGAGUAUGAAGAGGCGCAGACGUAUGCCGACGAGCAGGGACUGCUGUUUAUGGAGACAUCGGCCAAGACGGCCAUGAAUGUCAAUGACAUCUUCUUAGCCAUUGCCAAGAAAUUACCUAAGACCGAGCCAGCCGGGGCCCGGGCCCAGGGCCAGACGGUCAGUGUGGGCGCGACCAACGGGAACGCCGAGGCCAAAGGCGGUUGUUGCGGUGGCAAGUGAGGACGGAGGAUUCGGUGCGUUGUACACCGUUUGUAGAGCUGAUUGCCUGGUAUCUCUCCCUCUCCACGAUUUUCUGUUUCAUUUUGAGAAUACAUUCUUACAGAGAAAGGUGCACCAAAUGCUUUUAUAGUUGAACAAAGGUCUGUUUGGAAGGCUAUCAUUCUGGUGUGUUAAUUUUAAUGUAUCACGUGUGUGCUGUAUGCAUGGACAUUUUUUCACUUUCAGUUAUUUCCUGCUGUCAUGGCUGAUAAAUACGGUUUUGCGGCAUUCGUAUUUCUUUUUAUUUUCAUGAUCUGAUCAUUCAGAUUGUGAAUUUGCUGCACUUUUGCUGACGUAUUUACUGCGUACAUAUGAAUGCUUAUCGAUUA
This is a messenger RNA of Paramacrobiotus metropolitanus, 1160 nucleotides long. Its product is annotated as ras-related protein Rab-5B-like. Bases 145 to 792 code for a protein of 215 amino acids. The record is from RefSeq and is a predicted model, not a curated record. NCBI's taxonomy places the organism in Eukaryota, Metazoa, Tardigrada, Eutardigrada, Parachela, Macrobiotidae. The transcript has 2 exons. Gene Ontology annotation, molecular function: GTPase activity; GTP binding.